UUUGCGCUUUUUGUCCUCUUGCGGUUCCGAAAUUUAGUGAUUACUACAAGUUUAUAUUCUUACAGCACUCUGCGAGGGAAGAAAAAAAAGGAAGUCACUUUUCCGUUACCACAUAUAUAUGAUAGGUAAAAGUGACAUUCAAAACAUAUUUGUAAGCUGUAUAUAUAAGAGCAGACAUGGAGACUGAUGAUUCUGUGUGCAUUAUACCCGAUACUCCAAGCCUGCUGGCGGCAAGAGAUUCUGCCUUUGACUAUAUACACCAAGGUUUGUACUGAUGAUCCUGUUUGCACUAGGCCCAAUACACCAAGUUCUGUUCCUGUUAGAGGAAGCAUGCAGCCUCAGAGAAAUCAUUCAGUUAUAAGCCUGUCAAGUAAUGACUCACUAAGAAUCUUGUCUGGUUCACAUGGAGCCACAUACAAUGGGAGUAAAUCGCCCACAAAGACAAAAUCACCGAUUCUGACUAAAUCAGAUAUUUACAAAAGAAAUGACUUGAGAAAGACAGACAUCGGUAGCAAGAGUGAUCAGUCUGAUAGUCCAGUGUUCAGCUGCAAAAGACAGCUUCUAAAUGACAGAACAGGGCAGAAUACUGAAAGGGACAAACAAAAAAAUAAAACAUAUAUGUCAGAGUCAAAAAUUCCUCCUCUGCCUGGAAGUCCAGAAUUUGCUCGUGAGAGGGCAGAAGUCCUUCGAAAAAAGAAAUUGAAAAAUAAAAUGUCGCCAUUUUCACAAUCAAAAUUUGACUUGUCUCCAUUGAAAGCAGGUGUUAAUUGUUUAUCUGCAUGUAAACCACAAGAAAAUUCGAGAUGGUCUCCAUCCCCAAUAGAAGAUGAGCAUCUAGCAAGUGUAAAGCAAAAUAGUGGAUAUUCAGGAUUUGUUAAGAGUUCAAGUUUAUUGGCACGACCUGGACUGAAUGAUUCACCACAUAGUGCAAAUUCUGCUAGGUCUGUAUGUCUACAUGCAGGAAAUGCUAAGAAAAGAAAAGUUGAAACUGUUUCAAGUCACAAUAGCGAUUGCGUAGUUAGACCAAAAGUCCAAAAGGCAAAACCGACAUAUUCUUGGCCCUCUAGCUCCGAGUCGAGUGAUGAUGAAACUUCAGUGUUUUCAAAAAGUAAGAAAAUAAAAAUGUCAGUGAACAAAACCAGUGCUACAGAAAAUAUAAACUCUGCCCGUGUUGAUCAUAGAUUAUUGUGCAAUGAUAAAAAAUCACUGAAAAGGGUGAGUAGCGAAAAGGGUGUGUCAGGGAUGAAUGGUGACUUUUGUAGUAAUAUUGGAGGAAAAAAAGAAGUGAAGGACAAGAAAAGUAAAACAAAAAGUUGUGCAAGGACCACUGUUACUGGAGGUUUACGGCACGGGCCAAUAGAUUACUUAGACAGUGAUGAUGAAUUUUACAGUUCCUCUCCAGAAUUUUCUUCAGCAGCUAGUCGCGAAAAAUUGGGGAACAGUUCUACUGUUAGAGGAGAAACGGUGUACUCUAGAUUUCACCAUCGCAGUCCAAAACAUUCACACUCAGUCUCCCCAAUUAAAACAAGUAAAAUGUAUAGAAGUGCUACUGCAUUAACCUCACCAACCAAGAGCCCUGUGUUGUCUGCAUACCCAAAGAGGCCAUCAACCUCACACACAAAUAACAGUAAGAAAUCACCAAAAUCACACAGACCUGCGUCUGCUUGCUUAUCAGAAUGUUCUCCAUUUAGACAUGAAAGAGCUCUGCCCAACAACAAAAAUGCAGUUAGUGCACCAGGUAGCAGUGAGAACCCCAUAGAGGUGGAAACCCCUACUACUCCUGAGACACAGAAAGCCUGGCAACAUAUCAAACAGUUGGAGGCAGAUGAAGAGUUUGCACGGCAAAUGCAGGAGCAGUUGGACAUGGAGUUUGCCAUGGCCCUACAGAAUAGUGAUCCACACAGCCACAGUGACAUGGAUACACAGUCACAGGGUACAGAAAGGCUACCUUCUGGAGCUACAAACUUACCUGACCAAUCAGUGGAGGCAGGUCAUCAUUGGCACAUGCACUCACCUGUCAGAUCCAGAGGUACAAGAAGAAGAAAUGUUGGUGGAGUACGAACUAGAAGAGACAGACCAGACAGUGCAUCAGAGGAAGCUGUUCUACAGUUGUUACAACAAACAAUGGAAACAAUUAAUGCUGAACUUGGUGCAAGCUCCGAGUAUGAUGUGCAGUUUGAUCAGUGGUUAGGUCAUUCCCCGAAUCGUGGUAGAAGAAGAAGGGGCAGAGGUCGUAGAGGGGAUAAUGUGUUUAGAGGUUUUAUGUUAAGUCCAGCUGCAGGAGGGAAUGAUUAUGAGCACCUUAUGAAUCUAGCAGAGAUGUUGGGUGAUGCGAAAGAUAAGGGGCUGUCAAAGUCAGAUUUGGGUCGACUUCCAGUUGUAUCGUAUAAGAAGACAGUAGGCCAGGAGAUUGAGGAAUGUAACAUCUGUAUGACAGAUUAUGAGGAUGGGGACAGCCAGAAAAUUCUUCCUUGUUUUCAUUCAUUCCACUGUCUUUGUAUUGAUAAAUGGAUAAAGAAAAAUGCAACUUGUCCAAUAUGCCGUGUUGAAGUUAAAGUGAAUUCUCCAUGAGAAACUACCUCAGAACUGUCCCGCCAUGUGAUACUAGACAAUCUUUACAUAUACCUGUGAAGCCACAUUGUGAAACUUGUGAAAGAUUAACUGUUUGUUAAUAUAUCCUUAAUUAGUGAAUACACUUCAUAUAUUGUAGCAGAAGGAAAUGUGUUACCUGUGUUCAUUUUCGUGCUUAAUCUAUUCAUUGUAUUCAGUAAGCCAUGUCACCAUUGAUUUCCAGUUCAUGUAGUUCUGCAUGCGAGGAUCAAUUUUUUUCUGCAGUAAAGAAUUUAACCUGAUUAAAACGUAGGAUACUGUGGGAUUGUGCAUGCGCCAACCCCCCCCCCCCCCCAAGUGGUGGGGGCAUAUAUUUGCUCUUGUCCGUCCUUCCUAGAAUGUUGUGUCGCGCCUAGCUCCAAAAGUAUUUGACGUAGAGUCACAAAACUUUACAGGAAUGUUUGUCAGCAUGUGUAGUUGUGCACCUGUGGUUUUGCAUCCGGAUUCAUUCAGUCGUUUAGGAGUUAUGGCCCCUGACUUUGUAAAAAUUGGUCAUUUUAGUAUUGUGUUGCGUCUAGCUCCAAAAGUAUCUGACGUAGAGUCACAAAACUUUACAGGAAUGUUGGCCAGCAUGUGUAGUUGAGCACCUGGGGUUUCGCGUCCGGAUUCAUUCAGUAUUGUAGGAGUUAUGGCCCCUGACUUAGUUAAAAAUUGGUCAUUUUAAUGUUGUGUUGCACGUAGCUCCAAAAGUAUUUGACCUACAGUCACCAAAGUUUACAGGAAUGUUGGUCAGCAUGUGCAGUUGUGCACCUGGGGUUUCGCGUCUGGAUUCAUUCAGUCAUGUAGGAGUUAUGGCCCCUGACUUAGUUAAAAAUUUGUUAUUUUAAUGUUGUGUCGGGCGUAGCUCUAAAAGUAUUUGACCUAGAGUCACCAAAGUUUACAGGAAUGUUGGUUAGCAUGUGCAGUUGUGCACCUGGGGUUUCGCGUCUGGAUUCAUUCAAUAUUGUAGGAGUUAUGGCCCCUGACCUAGGAAAAAAUUGUCUUUUUAAUGUUCUGUCGUGCAUAGCUCUGUAAAUAUUUUACCUAUAGUCAUUAUUUCACUACACAAAAUCAGACUUCUUGUCCAGACUUACAAAAAAAAAAAAUGAGUUUGUGAAACAUGUAUGUUAAAAUGUUAAAAUGUUCUUGACCUAGAAUCAUAAAACAUUAGAGGAUUGUUUUAUAGCCUAUGAAGUGUUCUCUUUAGGAUUUUACCCAGCUAGGCCAGAGUUAUGGUCAACUAAGUGAAAAAUACACAUAAGGUUCUUAAAAGUUCGUGUUGCAAACAUCUUAAAAAUUGUUUAACCUGAGUCAUUAAACCAUGUUACAGUGGUAGGGGUGGGGGCACCUGUGUCCUAUGGACACACAUCUAGUUGCUGAACUGAUUGAAAAAUUCCGAUCAUGAAUAAAGUCUGUGAAAAAAAAACACAAUUUUGAUGGCGUUUUCUUGUGCAGAUAAAUGCUGGAAUGUUGCUAUUGAAUCUUGUCAUAGUGUUUAGCCUGACUAUUUGAAAUAAGGAGAGCUGACUCACCACAACAUCAGCGUCGGUGUCACACCCUGGUUAAGUUUUUCAUACCAGUCCACAAAACCUCUUGUCAUAUAGCUUUGAAACUUUCAACACAUGUGUACCAUCACCAUGUCCAAUUUUAGGCAAGAGAGUACAUAACUUGUCAAGGAUUUUGACUGAAUUAUGGCCCCUUUUAACUUACAAUCUUGAAAAUUUUUCGUACCAGUUCAUAUUUUGUGUAAACUGACAUGGCUUUGAAACUUUUAUCACUUGUUUAUUAUAGGCCUAACUAAAGUAAAGGAACCAGCAUAGGAGCCAUCUGGUCUAGUUGUCUAAUGGCUGCCAGGUAUUUGAACACUAAUUUUUCACUUGGCAUGGCAACAGAGGUCUAAAUUAAAGCUAGUUUCUGUUUAAAUUUCAUUGUGGAUGUGUUUUUGACAUUUUGGUAGGAAAAAUGGGAGAGCAGGUUGUAUUUGGUGAAGUGAAGCUCAAUUUUAGUAUGAGUAGUACUUCCAGGUCAGAGCAGUGUGAUUUUGUUGUGAUUUUACAGUAAGCAGAUGUGACCAGAGAAAUCUCUCUUAGAAGAUACAUGACCCUACUUUUCUCUUCAUUUUAUAUCAGUUUUAUCAUAACUCUUUAAAGUGAGGUAAGGAUUUGUUCUCUGAAAUGGGUCUAGCUAUGUUUGGUAGCUCUUUAAAAAAUGUCAGUUUUAUAUAGAAUAUAUAGGGAAAACUAUUUACCUGUUUGUGACCUAUAACAGUCUCUGUCUGUAGGCAAGAGUAUAUAACUCUGUCAAGUAUUUUGGCUCGGGCUGAAUUAUGGCUCUUUUUAGACCUGGAAAUUGGUCCAGUUUUUGAACAAAUCCACGUUUUGUCAAAACUAUUCGGUAUGUGGCUUUAAGACUUUGAACACUUGUUCAUUGUCAUGAUCUCCAUCUGUAGUCAAGGGUAUGUAACUAUAGUAAAGAUACUUGGCUGAAUUUUGGCUGUUUUUGGACUUUGAAAUCAGUUAAGUUUUUCGUACCAGCCCAUUUUUUGUCUAAGCUGUUUGACAUAUGGCUUUGAAACUUUGACAACUUGUUUACCAUCAUAGUCUUCAUAUGUAGGCAAGACUACAUAACUAGGACAAGGAUUUUGGCUUAGUUAUGGCCCUUUUUUGACAUAGAAAUUACUUGACUUUCGUGUACCAUUCCAUAUUUUUUCAAGACUUUAAUAUAUGCCUUUGAAUCUUUGAACACUUGCUUUCCAUCAUGGUCUCUAUGUGUAGGCCAAAGGAAAUAACUUUUCUACUCACAUCUUUUUAGCUGGACCAUUAGAAAAAUAACUAGGAACCCAUACUUACAUCAACUGUUUGAAUAGUUGAGCACGCUGUCAACAGACAGCUCUUGUUACUUCAUAUUUUCUAUCAUUAGGUGAAAAGAAAGUCAUAUUUUCUAUCAUUAGAUGAAAGAAAGUUGCCACUGAUUAAAGAAAAUUGAUUUAUGACAUCAUUUGGAAAUAUAAGAUGCAAAACUUUUGUCAUUAAUAUUUAUGCCCUUUCCCCCACAUUUGAGGACAGUAUAUUGUUUUCUUGCCUGUUAUUUGGUAGACCAUCUGGUUUCAGAUUGAUAACUAGAGAUCUUGGGCCUACAGUAGUCAAACGUCAUGUGAUGAUUGCCUGUGGCCAUUAGAUGACCAGUGUUGUAAUGGGGUCUAGUAGAUCAAAGGUUGAAGUCAAAGCAGGCCUAUAACUUUAGAACAGAUUAGGGCCGAGACCUCCAAAUUUAAAAGGUUGACUGUGUAUUACUGUUGGAUGACCCCAAUUGUUUUGGGGUCAGUAGGUCAAGGUUACAGUAACCUUGAGAAUAAAAAUAUUUUCAGAUGAAAUAUUGGAGGUGUCCGAAUCUAUGACAUUCAGACUACAUUGAAUGAUUACCUGUUUUCAAUAGAUGGCCCCCAAUUGUUAAUGGAGCCAAAGGUCAAGCGUACAGUUACAACCUAACAAUUUGGUUUCUGGUAAAUAACUAGAGAAUGCUUGGGCCUAAAACAACCAAACUUUAUAAAAUGAUUGCCUUUUCUCAGAUUAAGAAAUCAGUUGAUCAAAGGUUAAGGCCACUGUUACCUUGACUGAGACUAAAAUGGCUUUCUGGUGAAUACUCGAGUCUACAUUCAUCUAACUCCAUUGAAUGAUUGGCUAUGCCUAUUGUUUUGGGGAACAUUUGGUCAGUGUCACAGUAUACUUCAGCCAGAACACAUAGGUUUCUUCAAAGUACCACCUUUGUGGGUAUAUGUGUUUAGCAAAGUUAACAUCUCUUUUUGAUCUUUAAAAAGAAUAUUGCUUAAUUUAUAAACGUUAUAAAUUACUGCUUUUUUAAGGUAUAUAUUAUGUUUCAACUUUCUGGAUCUUGGUUUUAUUCUCAAUAAUCUAAAUAUAUGACAAAGCCGUAAGUUUAGUUUAACAGAUGGCCAAAAGUCUUUCAAGAUAACACUUGUGUUAAUGUUUACAAACAGAUUUUUGGAGGAAGAGUUGAUAUAAAGGUUUUAUAAGUUUUGUUGUGAAAUUUAGUAGGAUAGAUAUUUUUCUGGCUCUUAAAACAUGAGAAGAGAUUGCAUUAAAUGAUCUUGCAUUUUUUAUGUCCCCUUCCCCCAUCCACCCCCAUUCGAAAAAGGGACAGUACUUUGUUUUGCUCAUGUCAGUCAAUCCAUUGAUUGAUGCUUUGAUUUUCCAAUCAGUAACUAGAGUAUACUUUGGUGUACAGUCUGUAGGGUGACUGCUGGUGUUCAGUAGAUGACAGGUAGUAAAAGGCCGCGGUCACAGUAACCUGAACACCAAACUGUUUCUUGUAAAUGCCUGAAGAAAUGUUUUGUCAGUGGUCAAACUUCAUAUAUGAUUGUGUUUGACGUCUUUUGCUUUAAGGUCAGUAGGUCAAGGUCGCAGUGAUGUCGAAAUUGAAAAUAACUAGAGAAUGCUUUGGCCUGCGGUAGUUGAACACUUCAUAGGAUGAUUGCCUGUUGUAAUUCGGUAACCGUAUUGUUUUUAGGGUCGGACAUUUAGCUGUAAAGAUUAUGUUAGUUCACUUAAUUGUGUGUGACUAAACCUUACUCAUUUAUGUAACAUUAACAUGCGAGAUGUGUUGAUUUCACAAAUAAAGUUAUAGACAUGUAUUAUAUAAAAUUUUAUAUCUUAAAAAUGCACAGUAUUUCUUUAACCAUAAAAUUGUCGAGUUUGUGUGAACAAACAACGCUGUAUGUUAGGCUUAAAAUACUACACACAUGAUGUAUAAGUAAACACAGUAUGAAUGUGUAAUCUGAAGUUUUCUAACAAUUGGCUGUUACUAGGUAUGGUAUAGGUGUGACUGAUGCAUAAACAGGUUAUACAUGUAGACUAGUUAUAUAUGUUUGAUCAGGAUUUUGUUGAAUUAAAUCAGCACUGGAAUAUUGCCGUCUCUAGUGCCCAGACUCUCAGCACUGGAAUAUUGCUGUCUCUAGUGCCCAGACUCUCAGCACUGGAAUAUUGCUGUCUCUAGUGCCCAGACUCUCAGCACUGGAAUAUUGCUGUCUCUAGUGCCCAGACUCUCAGCACUGGAAUAUUGCCGUCACCAGACUCUCAGCACUUGAAUAUUGCCGUCCCUAGUGCCCAGACUCUCAGCACUGGAAUAUUGCCGUCUCUAGUGCCCAGACUCUCAGCACUGGAAUAUUGCCGUCUCUAGUGCCCAGACUCUCAGCACUGGAAUAUUGCCGUCUCUAGUGCCCAGACUUGCAGCACUGGAAUAUUGCCGUCUCUAGUGCCCAGACUCUCAGCACUGGAAUAUUGCCGUCUCUAGUGCCCAGACUCUCAGCACUGGAAUAUUGCCGUCUCUAGUGCCCAGACUCUCAGCACUGGAAUAUUGCCGUCUCUAGUGCCCAGACUCUCAGCACUGGAAUCUUGCUGUCUCUAGUGCCCAGACUCUCAGCACUGGAAUAUUGCUGUCUCUAGUGCCCAGACUCUCCAGUAAUUCAUGUGCUCUUAAAGACAUUUUCCGAUAUCAAUGUAUGAGUCUAUGCCUUGAAGCGUGGGAUAUCCUGACCAAUUUGCUCAUCUUGUGAAAGCAAGUGAUCUGUGUUUUGCUGUAUCAGAUAAUGAAAUAUUUUGGUGAGAGAUCAGCAUUGUAUGUCUUUAAUUUUUCUCAUAUGUUGGGAUAAUUUGGUCACAACUGGUUUUGGCUUAUUAGUUUUGUUUCUUUUCAGUAAUACAUUUUACUAUGAUACAUAGCCAAUGUAAAAUAUAGUGAUAUAACCUAUUUGAAUGUCUAAAUCAGCUAUAUAUGCUAUAUUCAUGCAUCAAAAGAUUUUUUGCAAUAAAACAUUUUCGGUUAA
Mercenaria mercenaria is the source of this 8431-nucleotide messenger RNA. RefSeq lists its product as uncharacterized. Lineage: Eukaryota; Metazoa; Mollusca; Bivalvia; Venerida; Veneridae. The record is from RefSeq and is a predicted model, not a curated record. Gene Ontology annotation, cellular component: nucleoplasm; cytoplasm. The transcript has 12 exons. Bases 187 to 2571 code for a protein of 794 amino acids.